Spodoptera exigua (beet armyworm) is the source of this 4648-nucleotide messenger RNA. Lineage: Eukaryota; Metazoa; Arthropoda; Insecta; Lepidoptera; Noctuidae. The record is from the annotation of a GenBank genome assembly.
AUUACCUUGUGCUCAUCUCAUUCUAUUUUCAUUCGCGAAAAACCAUGUGUGUAUUGUUUACUUAUAUUAUUUUACUUUGAAAAAAUGGAAAACAGUGUCGUGAAAAGCUUUGCGGUUAAUUAUAAGUCCAUAAUAAUAGAUGAAAUCGCGUUAGAAGGCUUAGAAGGUACAGGUAUUGAUUUGUUAUGGAGACGAAUACAAAAACGUAUUUGUUCAGACUUAACAGAGAAAAUGAAAGUUCGUUACUGGAAUUAUAUUGUAAAUUCUGGUAAAGUGUCUUUCUACAAACUGCCAGAACCACUGCCGCAUUUCGAACUACUGGAUAGAUUCGAAAUUAUUGAUGAAGCAACCGGCCACCUGAAAGAACCUGAUGUAUUACUAGAUGGUCCAUACGAAUAUAAGCCAAUAGAAGGCGAACAUGGUUCCUGUAGAUACUAUGAAACACGAAUAUUAAUACCAAUAGAGUACCUUCAUACAAAAACUUAUAAAGAAAUAAUGACAGAGUAUGGGGACACAUUGGUAAUUGUUGCGAAUGAAGAAGAGAGGUGGCAUGCACUGGCCCCACACUUACCGAUAAGUACUAUUGCUAAUUUAACCAAUAUACAUUAUUGUAUGUUGGAGCUAAUUGGUAGAUCUAGAGAUAAUGGUCAAUCAACAAUAGGUCUAACAAAUCUGAACAAAAUAGUCAAAGAUCCAAAAACACUGUUCUAUAAUAGAAAAUAUUUAAGAAACCAGGACCUGAUUAAGACAAGUCUUGUUACGGAAACUAUAGCAGGGAAAGGAUUUAAGGCACUAUUGGUUCGACUAAAGAGGUUUAAUCAACCCAGUGUCUUGACUAUGCCCAAAGUGGGCAUACUACACAAUGUUGUAGAAUAUCUCCUACAACAACCAAACUUCAGUGAAAAGACUGAAGUUAUAGUUAAAAAAGGUCUUAUAUCCCAAAAACAAAACAGAAGACUGCAAAAAACUGUGAAUAUUUUCAAUUUUGAAGAAAGAAAUAUAAAACCUGAUGAAAAAAAUAAAUUGAAAACAAAUAUUAAAAGAAAGUUCAUCUACCUUUCAUCUCGGAAUGAUGAGUCCUCAGAGUCUGAUGAGGAGUCACAGGAACCUCUGAUGAAGUGUCAGUACAAAGUUGGUGUAAGCCUUUUGCGACAGGCUUAUGAAAGGUUUCUUGAUGCAGGCCUUGAAGGCCUCACGCAGGUCCAAUUGGCCCAACAGCUUGGUGUGGAGUUCUAUACUAGUAGGGGUAUAUGUAGAAUGUUCAGAAUCAAAAAUAUUGUUAGAGAAUUUCUUGAAGAUAAAGGAAAGCAAAGAACUGCUAGAUUCAUAGCUAGAGCAAUAAAAGGAGAUAUGGAUGUUAAAUACACAGAAGAAAAACAGAAAUUCCUGGAAUAUUUGAAUGAAUUACGUGUCCCGAGAGAGGAAGCCGAGCCUUCUGAAGAUGAAGUACCAGCUAAGAAAAUGAAACUAGAAACACAGCCUUCUACUAGCAGUAAUCCUACUGAUGUAACCAAAGAGAAUUCUGACGAAGAUAUUAUUGCCGACGUAGAUAUGACCCCAGAAAAAGUAAUCACGGAAGUAAAAGUUCUCGAUGGUAUUGAAAAAACCAAAACCCUUGGAAGCUUUACAAGGAACCCAACUUUGAGGCAGCUGACUUUCGCAAAUGGUGUGUUCAAAGUCCUCAAGAACAAACUAUGUGUCAGCGGCUAUAUAACGCUCAGUAACCUCGCUUCCAAAGAAAUCAACGAACCUCCCAUGGACACAAAAGCCCUUAAAUCAUUCAUACAGAAACUUGUUACUGAUGGCCAUAUCAAAAUUUAUAAAAUUAAAUGGCCUGGCAUGCAAAAGUACUCGGUCUUUAUUUGUGCCCCUCACGUCAAAGCCACAGAUCCCAUAAUAAAAGCGAAGUAUAAAGAGAUAUGCAUGAGAGCAGUAACUAACAAAAGAGUUGCAAUCAAAAAAGAAAUCGCAGAAAAUAUUACUCCUACUAUAACACAAUUCGCGAACCCACGAUAUAUGAAAAUACAGAAACUUCAUGAAUUCCUCACAAAAUUUGCCUACUUUGAGCAUGUCAAACCAGAAUCGCAUUCAUUACCUGCAGGCUUCGUCAGCAUCGUUGAUUUCAUACAGGAAGUAACGAUAAAAUUCGCUAUCCAAAACAUGGGCAGCACGGCACUUGUAGAAAUUAAUCAGUUGGUCAACCAGAGCCAGCUAGAUAUCAAACUGAAAGAUGCUCCGCCACACAUUUACAAAGCUCUGAUGAGGUCUUGCACGCUACAAAAUGCAAUAAGACUCAAUUUGAAAGUACUAGCAAUGUUGGGCCUUAUCCAACUAGUUCGCCCGCCGAAUCAGACGACAAAUAACAUUGGCUUCAUAAAUUACACCAGCUUUCUGUUCUAUGUGAAUCGAAACGCCAAAAUAAUAGACACCACUGGCAUUUGGCCCAGGGUAAUAGAUGACAAAAUCAAAGAAAAAUCUUAUUAUUUUGAAACGUUUGAGGAUGUCACGCGAUAUUGGCUAGACGUGUUUCAGAUAAGCGUAAAUACCACUAUAGAAUUAGAAAAACGAGGCAGAAAGCAACUCCAACCGCCGCAGCGGCUUGAGGACGAGGUAUUUGCCCAUGACAACGGCGUUCGCUAUGGUGACGGCAAUGGACCAUGUGGAUUCGACUCCUGUUUCUACAUGGAAAUCCCUCGCCUCUGGCAGACAUUCUACAUGCGACCCAUGCAGUCUCGUAGCUCACCGAAAAAGGGCAAGAUUCAGAUAAAAAUCCCCAAAGUAAAGAAAAAGACUAAAGUAAAACGGGAAGUUAAAGUAAAGGCAGCUCCAAAAACGGUGGUUGACAAACCAGCAAACGACAAAUUAACCCGUAAGCGAAAUGAUACUACGAUAAAAUGGUCGAAAUAUGAAGAUUUGAUUAUUACUAUUUGUAAAGCUGCUAUAACAAUAUUGAGUCCUAGUUCACAACCCGGCACUCUCAUUGUAAGAAACAUAGUUGCUAAAGAUUUACUCUCUAUCAAGGAUCCUAAAAAGACCAAAAGCGUGUGCCAUAGUAGAGCUUCAACGCUAGAAACUAAUCUUACACUCAUUCAUGAAAAGCACUGCAUUAUUAAUGAGCUUAAAAGAAGACGAAAUAUAUUACAAAAAUAUGAAGGUUUGUUGAAGAAACUCAGACUGACAUACUCGACUAACAUGACAAAGUUCAUCAACAAGGCGCGCCUACCCAUGAUGGAAUUAGUUUGGGUUAUAUUACAAGUGAUGAAGUCUAAGUCCUAUAUACAAAAAGUGCCAUGUGUGGCAUCGAACCUGGAAGAUUUCUAUGAACAUUUCACGAUCAUAACAUCUACUGCCAACAAAUUGUGCAACAUGUUCAAAGUGCCCGAACAUGUCACUUUGAAGGAAGCUGUAGUCCUCACUAUAAUGCAAACAAUAGACUCGGAAAUUAGUACUGAAUUGGGUAAAAAAAUAUAUAAGACUUUCGAGGGGUACCCUGAGGCUGCCGUGAGGUCCGCUGUAGAACAACUUCGUAAGUGCGGCGCCAUCGCAGCUAAAGAGAAAAUAUUCAACAAUCAAAUGCGAAAACUUGAUUUAGAAGACAUUUGCCAGUCCUCGUAUAAGAUAUCCGCGUUCUAUCAACGCAAAUGGGUGAGUCGGGUGAACUCCGAAUUUCUGGAUAAUUUGAGUACUUUACUGGAUGUAGAGCAAACGGAGAAUGAAGUCAAAGGCUCAGCGGAAAUCAAUUGUUUGUACUGUGAAAUGAAUGCGUAUGACAUUAUAGACAUAGUGUCGACCAGUGCUCCGCUCAUCACAGACGCUGCGGGCGCGCCCAUCAUGCCAGAAGAAAUAAACGUACUAGUCAUCGAUACAAAGUACCGGUUAAAAACAGGAACCUUAAGAUGGAAAAAUAAAUCAAGUUUGUCAAAAAUGUCUGAACUUUAUAGUCAUAUGAAUCUUGAUCACAGUGUGAAAUAUUUAUCCAGUUAUACUUCAGUGGAUACUAAAGAAAUUAAACAGAAUGUCGAUACAAAAGACCCAAUACUAAAACAUCUAGAUGAAGUGGGAGAAAAAGGAGCGUCAUUCGACGAACUACAGAAACUUUCUGCAAUGAGUGAAAAGGAGUUAAUCGAAAAAUUGCAACAAUUAGAAGAUAAGAAGAUUUUGAAACGAGUUGGAUUCUACGAAAAUGUUUUAGUAUUAUCUAAGUAUUUAGCUCCAUGGUCGAUAAAAGUAGGGGAGAAAUACAUAAUAGUUACUCCUUGGUUGACUCUAACGGGUAAAGCAAGGCCGGAUAUAUUUUUCAAGUGGUGUGGUGUUAUAAUGAAUCUUAUAUUCGAAAAGCCAGGUUGCUCAGUGACCUAUUUAGCUGACAAAUGCGAGUAUUUAACGUACAGAUCAGCGCAAGAUGUUUGCAUGUUCUUAGAAAAAUAUGAAUGUAUAAAACUAGCUAUGGUAAACCUCCAACCAGUAGAUUUAUUUUCGGACGAAGACCACGAUCCUGAAAUGACAGACUUUAAUCCCUAUGGGUCACCCGAGAAAAUGAUAGCGCAUCCUAUAAAAAAUUCUCUAACAAAAUAUUGUUAUAUUAAGAAAAAAAUUUUAGGAUCGAAGUCAAAUGACGCUUUAAUGGAUAAGUUAUUUAAAUGUUAAC